AUGGGUUUGAGAAGACUUAAAAACGACAUUUCUUUUCUUGAUUUGGACCUUGGAGUUCACAUUCCUCGAAGAAAGAGGGGUUCUUCCGGCUCUGCUAUUACCAAACGUUCAAUCUCUAUGAUGGAGUGCGCUACCAUUCUGAUUGCAUUCUCCAACUCUGUCACUCAUGUCCUUCCCUCUGCCUAUCUUCCACUUCGAACCACUAACGGAAAACCCAUCACCAACACAAAACCCAUCACUAAAAGAAAACCCAUCACUGAAAGAAAACCCAUCACUGAAAGAAAACCCAGGAAGAAGAGGUGUAAGCAAACCCCCUUUCCGACCACUCCGGACAUGCCGGCGGCGAUGAGAGAUCGAAUUGGGGAGAUGGGGGCGUACCAAAUCCAACUGGCAAUUCAAAAACAACUGCAAGAUACUGACAUGAACAAGAAUCAUGGGCGACUAUCUUUCCCUGCAAAGAAACUCAAAGUGGAUUUUGCAACGGAAGAGGAGAGGAGGGUACUAAAGCAACAAGAAAACAAGGGGAAAAAAGGGAUGAAUGUUAUGAUAGUGGAUCCUCUUCUCCGAGAGAGCAGCAUUUGCUUGAAGUUGUGGAAGAUUGGGAGCGGGGAUUCCUACUGUUUAAUGACACAAUGGAAUUCAUUGGUGGAACAGAAUGGGUUCAAAAGCGGAGAUCACGUCCAGCUUUGGAGCUUCAGAAAAGAUGAAUUGGAGGCUGAAACUCAAACCAUGGUUUCUCGUCUCUGUUUCGCCAUGGUUAAGCUUGAUGCCACCACUGCUUCUGCUUGA
Messenger RNA from Cucurbita moschata (crookneck pumpkin), 789 nucleotides. Its product is annotated as putative B3 domain-containing protein At3g24850. NCBI's taxonomy places the organism in Eukaryota, Viridiplantae, Streptophyta, Magnoliopsida, Cucurbitales, Cucurbitaceae. The coding region runs from base 1 to 789 and encodes 262 amino acids. The transcript has a single exon. The record is from RefSeq and is a predicted model, not a curated record. Gene Ontology annotation, molecular function: DNA binding.